This is a messenger RNA of Tilletiopsis washingtonensis, 2049 nucleotides long. RefSeq lists its product as hypothetical. The transcript is spliced from 8 exons. Bases 96 to 1910 code for a protein of 604 amino acids. NCBI's taxonomy places the organism in Eukaryota, Fungi, Basidiomycota, Exobasidiomycetes, Entylomatales. The record is from RefSeq and is a predicted model, not a curated record.
UCUCGGGUGGCCCGUCGCAUCCUCGCUCCUCGUCUCGCUGCUGUAUUCUUUCCUCGCCUCUCUCGCGCUCGCUCGACGGAGCGCACCCACCCACCAUGGCAAACCCACCGAGCACGGAUGCGGUGCUGGUCCCGCCGCAGCUAUUCCCCUCGACGCUCUUCGAUCUCAACCAUGCCAUCAUCUGGCAGUACCCCAUCAUUGCGGCUGAGGCGCUCAUCCUCUUCGAGGCGCUCCGCACCGUGCCCGCCGAGGCUCGCAUGUGGAUCCGCGCCAAGGGCCGCGGACGCCUCAACGCUGCAGAGCUCAUCUUCCUGACGAUCAAGUACGCGGCUAUCAUCGGCAUGACGCUGGACUGCGUGAUCCAGCUCACCCAGAUGCUGCCCUCGUCCAAGGCGUGCCACGACGCGAGCUGGGCCAGCGAGUUCUUCGUCUUCUUCGCCGUCACCUUCGUCUCGGCCGCGCUCGGCUGGCGUGCUCUGAUCAUCUUCCAGCGCUCCCGCACGGCACACGUCAUCCUCGUGCUCGGCUUCGCCGGUCAGAUUGCCGUCUCGUUCGCCACCUUCUGGAAGUCGGACAAGUACGACCUCCUGAUGUACGACCCGUCGGCGCACUACUGCGUGCAGAGCUCGGGCGACCUCAAGCCGUGGUACGAACUCACAUCGUUCUGGUACCUGCUGUACAGCCUGCUCUUCGACCUCUGCAUCGUCAGCUUCACAACGCGCCGGCUCUUGCGCUCCUCGCGCGGCCCGUCGGGCCUGGCUCGCAUCAGCCGCAUGCUCUUCCAGAACGGCAUCGAGUAUGCCAUCGCCGUCUGCUGCCUUAACUUCGCCGAGCUCAUGGUCGUCCUGACCGCUCGCACCAAGACGCCGUCGCUGCUGCACCUGACGAUCGUGAUCCAGAUCAUCUGCGCCAUGAACCUGCUCAUCGAGGAGCAGGACGCCGUGCACGGCCACGGCACGUCGAUGACCUCGAUGGCGCGCCCGCCGCCGCAGUACUCGCACGGGCCCUCGGUGCUGCCCACCGUCAGUGUCAUGACGAACAACAGCGACUUCCACCACGAGGUCAAGCGCACAAACCAGCGCUCGCCGCCCAAUUUCAGCACCUUCUCGCGCGGCUCGCGCAGCGGUGGUGCGCUGCCGCUGUACCCCGUCGGCCGUGCGCCUGACGACAUCUCGAUCAGCACCGAGGUCAUCGAGAAGUGCCCUCUGACGCCGGCCGCAGAUACUCUCGGCGGCUGCUCGUCCACGACCUCGUUCAACGGCGACCCCUUUCCGCACCUCCGCCGCGAAGCCGCACAGGCUGCUGCGAAGCCGAGCACCGACCUUGGUAGAGGCCUCUCGAUCCGUGACAUCCGCAACCGCAUCGGCUCUGAGGAGAUUCAGCAGGACGACGCGGCUCGCCACGGCAAGCGGGUCAGCGGUGCACCGAGCAUCCCGCCGCUCCGUUCGGCCUCGCCCAUGAGUGGACCUACGUCGGCCGAUGCCUGGCCGCUCGACAUGGGCCGCAUGUACAGCACGCCCGGCGACGGCGACAUCACGAGUGCCACGUACGCGCUGCGCUCCAUGUCGCCCGACGAGACGCAACCGUUCAGCGUGUCGCCGCGCCAGGACUCAAUUCCCGACGCCACGAGCCCGCACCGUGUGGAGCACGAAAUCAUGGCCGCCAGCGCCUCGCACCACCGCCGCCGCUUCUCGCUCGACGACAGCGAGGCCGAGGAGCAGCAGAGCAGCCGCGGCCACGGCUACGGCUACGGCGUCGAGCUCGACCCCGCACCACGCCGCCACCGCCGGCCCCGCACCAGCGACUCGGGCCGCUCGGCCACCAGCAGCAACGGGCCCUUCAUGACUGUGUCGCAGCGCAGCAUGGUUUUCGCCGCGAUGCGCAAUGCGACCGCCCACAACAGCCUGUAGUCUUCCAGCUCCGAGAGCCCCCGUGCUGCGCCGCCUUCGGCCCAGCCCCACCAUCCUUUCCCUCCCGCCUAUUGGUCCUACAGGCGCGAGCCGCCUACCCUACCGUUGUUCUUCCCGUUAACUUAGUGCCCUGCCUCAG